Caenorhabditis angaria is the source of this 4486-nucleotide messenger RNA. Lineage: Eukaryota; Metazoa; Nematoda; Chromadorea; Rhabditida; Rhabditidae. The record is from the annotation of a GenBank genome assembly.
AUGUCGGCAAAUUGCUCAUCCCAACCAUUUGUGCUCAUUUCUGCACAAACAAGUUGCGCUGAAAGUCCGCCAUGUUCACAUAUUUUUUGUUGGGAGAGUUUCAAUUGUCUGAUCGGUAAGUCAGGGAUUAAUGUUUUUCUUUUGGCAAUUUUAUGAUGGAAUUUGUUAGAAAUGUUUUUAGUUUUGAGAGAGAAAUAUUGAGUUCACAAAACAAAUUAUUAAAUUGAAGCAUUUAGAAAAACACCUGCUUGAACAUUAAGCUUUUUUGUUAGAAUUAUAUGAAUUCCCAAACCCUAUUAUCAUUUAUUUUUAGAUUUUAUCAAGUUUUAAUUUUACUAUUGUAAUAAGUCCAACGUGGGUUUUCCUAUAACAAUGUUCUGAUUUAAAAACCAUUUAUGCGUUACAGGACCCUAUGAGACUUUUUUAGAGGCGCUGUAAAAUUUUCAUCAAUUUUCUUAUGUCACACCUUUUUAUCAAAUAUUUUUCCAAAUUUUAACAUGAAAAACCAACCAACAAAAAAUAGAGAAAAAAGUUUCACCAAAAUUAAUGUGCCCCUCGAGAAUCCUCAUUGUGUGUGUGUGUGUUUUCCGCUUCUCAACAACUUUCAUUUUUUAUAUGCUUUCUGAUCUUCAUCUAAAGGUCAUCUACAUACAGACACUUUUUUUUUCUUUUUUUCAAAAAAUAUUACAAAAAAAAUCUUGCAAGGGAAAAAUAUUGUUUACUUUUAUUUUACCACAUUUUUGUUCCGCGCGCGUUUGCCAAUUUUUUCUCAUUCUCAUUCUCAAGAUGAAAAAAGAUUUAGAAAAAAAAAGAAGAUAAAACAAGAAGAAACUACCUUUUGCUAAUAUAUCAUAUCUGUUUAUCAUUUGUCCUUUUUCUCACCAAGAUCGUUUUCGUGUUUUUGUCAUUUUUUGCGCAAUCGCGCUAGUGUAAAUACAUAGUGUUUCAUUUUUUCUGCGAUUUAAUUUUAAUUGGGCAUUUUUCUUUCUUUUUUUUUGAAGUGUUUGAAGUGUUGCAAAAAAUGUUAGAAUUUUUUACAUUCAGCGUUUCCUAGAAGCUUACAUUCAGUUAAUUAUAGGGCUCUGAAAAAACCCGAUUGCACAUGAUUUAUAGUUUCUCUGAAAUUUGAAAAAAAUAUAUAUUCAAAAAAUAGUACGUUUCAAAAUUGAUUCUCAAAUAUUUUGUAACAGUUUUUCAGAAAAAGAUUUUGUAUCUAAAGUCAUAUUGAAGAAGAGAUAAUUCCAAACUUUUUUUGAAAGACAUUAUUCAAAAUCAAAAAAAUGAUGUAAUUUCGAUUCAAUGAGUUUCUAAUUAAUUAAAAAAAAAAUACUUCUUUUGAGAUUUUUCUUCAAAUAGCCCAAUUUUAAGAAAAUGUUUCUCAACAAAAAUUUUUCAUAAAAAUUUGUCUUUGAGAACUUUCCUGAACCAUUUUGAGAAUAAUUCUACAAAACCAAUCAAACAUUUUCUGCCAACAUUCCAAAAUUGAAUUUUAUUUUUCUUUUAUUUCUGAACCUCCCUCUUUAUUCUGACUCAUUCUCUGUCGGUUUCAAAAGGUCUCUAUCUAAAAUUAAUAAAGAUGAAAGUAAACAAAAAUUCCAAGUUUUUUUCAUCAUUUCUGUUCUUUUUUCUCAAUUCAUUUUCGAACAUCAAAAAGCUUGAAAUCUAAUAUUUGCUUUCAAAUUUUGAAGUGUUUUACGCAAUAUAUCCGCAUGUUUUUUUGUAUUUAUUUUGUCCAUUUUAUGAUUGUUGAUCAAAAAGAAAUCUUGUCUAGGAAAAACCUUGAAAAGUGCGAUGUUUUUUUCCUUAACUCUUGAGAAAACCUGACCUUUUUUCAUCUUAAAAGUGUAUAUAUUUUUCAUUUUGGUGAAAAAAGGAAGUAAUAAGGACUAUUUGUUUAUUUAAUGGUUUAUCUAUUUCUUAUUACUUUGCAAAAAUUUUCUCAUUUUGUUGCAGUGAAAUUCAUUUCCACGUGGAUCUUUUUUUUCGAAUUUAGUUUUUUUGAAUGGUGAAAGCAGAACAAAAACUUCAGAAAACGUAGAAUUCCCAAAACAUUGUAGAAAAAAAUGAAAAAAACAUUUGGAAGAUUCAAAAAAUAUUCUCGAAUAUGAUGUAGAUAAAACAAAUUCUUUUAUUGUUCAUAGAUGUUUUAAAAAUCAUGAAAAUUUCGAUUACAAAUCAAUUGAAAGUUGCACCUAACCUUAAUUUUCAAUAUUUCAAAGUUCCAAAACCGCCCAAAUUUGUACAUAUUCCCUCUCUCUAUGUCUAUUUUUUUCUGUUUCCUGAAAGUGAUCAAAUUUCUGCGUGUGCGUUUUGCAUAUUACUAGUUCUAGUUUUCUCUGUCCACCUCUCGAAUUUCAUUUUUCCCCAUUUGAAUCUAUGGAAAAUAAAAUAAAAAUUCAAUUUCAAAUACAUAUUUAGUUCAUAUUUUUCUUUCUUUAUUUACAAAAGUUUUUCAAAUAUUUUUUCAUUCUUCAUUUUUUAUUGGAUGAAUUUCAGCAAAGUAAAUAUAGUGUUAUCAUCACACAUUUUGAAAUACAUUCAAUCAGUUUUGAUCUAUAUAUAUAUACACUUUUUAUUUUUCUCUUGCUUUUGAUAGAAAGAAUUGUAGUAGUCUUAUUGUUUUGUUUGAACAAAAUAUUAGACAAGGUUUCAAAACAUUUUUGCCCUCCCUCAAAAAUCUUUCUUUUUCUGUCUUUCUAUUGUUAUAUUGCCCUUUUAUGAGUCAGAAUCAAUACAUUUUUUUGCUUUUUUUAUCAAAAACAUAUAAAUAAAUGAAUAACCUAAUAUUUUGGAGGUUUUAGUGGACUCAUUUUUUGAUUCUCUGAAAGUUAUACAUUUUUUAUAUUUCAAAUUUUCUUCAGUUUAUGUAAGAGAACAUUAGUAAAUAAUCCUAUUGGCAUGAAAUCCUGAACCUUUCUUAUGUGAGGAAUCUGGUAGACAGCUAAAACCUCAUAGUUUCCCGAAAAAAAUCUCGUUGCUCAGGCUUCAUUCAGAACUUUUGUACUUUUUUUUGGAUAAGAACAAUUUGAAAAUUUCGGCUUCAUUCGAUUCAAUUAUCCAUAUUUGGCGAUUCAAUUAUCCAUAUUAUAUUUGGCUCAAUUUCUAGAGUCAAAUUUUUUGAGCUGUAAACUCUCAAUCCUUUUAUUCACAAUUACUCAUUCAUAAAAUGUCCAAAAAUGCUUAUCAGUAAGCAAUUAUUGAUUUUUUUUUCAUUUUACAAAUUGCUUUUGUUUAUAUGUUUAUAUGUUUUGAUUUUUUAUUUUUGUACUGAUUAAUGACUAUUUUUCUCUAAAAAUGUAAAAAAAAACUAGUUAGAAAAGAUUGAUUGAAAACGUUGGAACACAAUUUUAUUCAAUUUCCAUUUUUCAAUUUUUUCAGCAUCCACUCUAUCGCCAAUUAUUUCUGGUUGUCGAUUGGACGGUGAAGAUAUAUUUUGUAUAUGUUCAACGGUUAAAAGAAAUAUAUUUCGAAAAAUGGCCAGUUCUACAGCAGCAUUGACAACAACAUCCACUUCAACACUAGCUACCACAACCACAAUAAAAUCGCAUGUGUUAGAAGAAUCAACACAAGCAAUAGAUUCGAAUAGUUUAAGUGGUGGAGCGAUUGCUGGAAUUGUUAUUGCAAGUGUUGUGAGUUUUCAGGGAUGAUUUCUAAUAAUGAAUAAGUAUAAAGGCUAUAUUCUAAAAUCAUGGCAAAGGUUGCACAAAAAACUAUGACGUUACAAAUUAAAGUCCAAACAAAGAUUAGUUUUUUGUAUUAGUUUUUUAUUUCUCUGCAUUAGAUAAAACAUGUUUUGUCUAAUUGUUCAUCGUAAAAUAUCAAUCUGUAAGGGCUGUGGAGUUUUCAGAUCUCCAAUUUCAAGAAUCAGCUCCAACUAAACCAUAUUAUGACGAUCAAAAAUUGUUAGACAAAUCUGAAAAACAAAUAUUGAAGUUUGCCAUUGAAACCGAAAUUUGAAAAGGUCACAUUGAAACAAAAUUUUCGAAGCCAAGAAAUAAAAGAAAACACUCUAUUCAAAAAGUUGAGACAAGAACAUUUUUAUUGUUUGAUUUUAUUCAAAGAAAUCUUCUGUCAAUAUUGGAAUGGAAUUUGAAAAGGAAAUACUUUGAAAGAAAAAUUUGAAUUAAAAUAUUUUGAAAUAUGAAAGACGAUUGGGUAUUUGAAGUUUGAUCAAAUCGAAAUAUCAAUUUUUUUUAGAAAAACACACGAGAAAUAUCUAAUAAAAAGUUAUAAUAUCAUAUUUUUUUAUACUUCACAAAGGUCUACAAAUUUUAUCAAGUCAUCCCUCUCCAACUAACAAUAAGAAAACACUGUCCGAUUUUUCCAGGUCGGAGUAUUAUUAAUCGCAAUAGUUGGCUUUUUCCUCAUCAGAUACAUCAAAGAUCGCCGGAAAAACCAUGGAGAAUAUCGUCCACAAUUUGAAGAGCAACAUCACGCAAAAGAUUUACCCUAUCUUCAACCACCAAAUAUCGAAGGACUAAUAUAA